AUGAAGGCUAUGAAACGCAUCUUAUACACUUCAAUCACUCUCUCUCUUCGGAAUUCCCUAAAUCAAAUGCUCCUUCAAUUCCACAAUUCAAGGAUUGGGGAAGAACAGGUUCGUCAAUUGUCAUUGCUACCUUCAAGAGAGAAGGAUGUGGGCGAAAUUGAUUAUGGAAUCUUUGUCUCAAUUGAUUCGGAAGUGUUUGAACGCAUUGCAACCGAUUUAAAUGAUUCCACUGCUCUCGUUACUCUAACGAAUUCACAAGUCAAGUUCACUAUGGAAGCUAAGGAGAUUAGUCUCGUAAAAGAGAGAAGAGAGUGCAUGAUUGGAGGCCUUUCAAGAAGCCAAGAAACUCGAUUCUUUGUUUCUCUCAGUCCCAUAAUUUUUUUUCGGGAUUUGGCACGUCAAUCGAAAAGGAUAUGGUUGUUCAAGUCAGCUAAGGCCUAUAGUAUAAUCAUUGCUCCAAUUGGAUUGUAUGCACAAUUUUGUGUCUAUUUUUCCCCAAGAGGGUGA
Molecule: messenger RNA, 507 nt
Organism: Cucurbita pepo subsp. pepo (vegetable marrow)
Lineage: Eukaryota; Viridiplantae; Streptophyta; Magnoliopsida; Cucurbitales; Cucurbitaceae
Source: RefSeq, a predicted model, not a curated record